GUCAUUUCGGUUUGUUAUUGUUCGAGUGUUAUUCAGUCGCAUUGUAGCUCGUCAAUUCAUUAUAUGUCGCACGAAACCAUAUGGAUAUAAUCAACAUCAACAUCAAAAAUAUCUGCAUACGAUUUUCAAUUGAGUAAAGACUUUGUUCAAGCAAAUAACGACGUUGAAUUCAUGUGAGAUUGAGUCCAAGAACACAUUGAGGUUUUGUAGUUGUAAAGGAAGCAUUCAUCAAAUUAUUCUCAAUUAUAAUGGGCACUCAAACCAAAUUCGAGCUAUUAGAGUUACUAAAUAAAACAAAUGAUAAAUAUUUAUACUUAUUGGAAGCAUUCAAAAUUCCUAGUGCCAAUACAGACAAAAACGAGCACAGUGAUCUCCUACUUCAGGACACACAAGUUGAACCGGAUGAUUCAGAAGAGGAGCGAAACACACAGCUUAAGGUGAUGCAAAAUAAAAUCUCUUCAAAGUGUAUACAACGAAAACGUAAGAAAAUGGGAGCAACAAAAUCAAUACAAAAACCUAACAAAUUUCAAAUGCGCCCUAAUGUACAAAUUGCCGAAAAAAAUACGAACCAUAAUGGAAACACACAAAUCAAGAAGGAAAAAGAGCUACUUCCAGUUUAUAAUGAAAUGGGAAAAAUCGUGUUCCCGAAAAUUCAAUUCGACGAAAAUGAUGUUUCGAAAAAAGGAGUCGAAACAGACGCAAAAAAGAUGCUCCGCCAAGUACUCAAAGAGCAAAAGCAACUGAAUGACUUGAAGUCUUCUGGUGAUACCACCAAAUAUGAAAAGAUAAAGAACGCAAAGUCUUGGAAUCGUGCCACAGCUAAGGUAUUAGGUCAAAAAAUCAGAGACGACGUUGGAUUACUAUCGACAAAAAUUAAUAGACGAAAGAAGCAAGUUUCUAAGUCCAAGCAAGAAUGGUCAGAACGAAUUAAGAAAGUUGAUCGUGCGAAGCAUUUAAAACAAACAAAACGAAUGGAAAACAUUAAACAGCGUGCCACCCAGAAGAAAAAUAAAAAAAUGAAAAAACUAGCCAAUAAGGGUCGAAUUAUUCCGGGAUUUUGAGUAGGUUCUAAUUUUCAUAUAAUACAGUGAAUAAAAUCGUUUUACUAAGUUUA
This is a messenger RNA of Malaya genurostris, 1114 nucleotides long. It is a transcript of the gene Surf6, whose product is annotated as surfeit locus protein 6 homolog. The transcript is spliced from 2 exons. Bases 249 to 1061 code for a protein of 270 amino acids. Gene Ontology annotation, biological process: ribosomal small subunit biogenesis; ribosomal large subunit biogenesis. The record is from RefSeq and is a predicted model, not a curated record. Gene Ontology annotation, cellular component: nucleolus. Lineage: Eukaryota; Metazoa; Arthropoda; Insecta; Diptera; Culicidae. Gene Ontology annotation, molecular function: DNA binding; RNA binding.